This is a messenger RNA of Rotaria sp. Silwood2, 1875 nucleotides long. The record is from the annotation of a GenBank genome assembly. NCBI's taxonomy places the organism in Eukaryota, Metazoa, Rotifera, Eurotatoria, Philodinida, Philodinidae.
AUGGAAUGUGGUUUGAUGUUAACAUAUGAAAAUGAUAAUUCACUCUUGUUAUCUGUUCGACAUGGAAAUCUCGACAUAUUGGAAAAAUAUUUGUUAUCAGUAUCAAAUCCUAAUAAGUAUCUUAAUCAACUAUAUGAUGAAGGAUACAAUCAAAAAUGUACUUUAUUAACUAUUGCUUGUUUACAUCGAUAUGAUGAUAUAAUUCGUAUGAUACUUCAACGUUUUAAACCUGAUCUUGAAAUAAAAAAUGAUAUAUUAUUCGGAGAUGGAAAUAAAAGUCAACAAAUGUGUUUUAAUGUUACAGUUUUAUGGACAGCAGCAGCUACUAAUAAUUUUGAAAUGGUUAAACUAUUUGUCGAACAUGGUGCUAAUGUUAAUCAUACAACGAAAACAAAUUCAACACCAUUACGUAGUGCUUGUUAUAAUGGAAAUAUAGAUAUGGCUCGUUAUCUAAUUGAACAUGGUGCUAAUAUAAAUAUUGCUAAAGAAAAUAAUGAUACAAAUCUUGCCGUAAGUGUAUAUCGUAAACAUUUAAAUAUGGCUAGUUAUCUCGUCGAUGAAUUAGGUUGUGAUGUAAAUAUGUGUGAUAAUGAUGGUCGACCACCACUAUAUGAUGCUGUAAAUUGUGGAUCAUUGGAAUUAGUACAAUUUUUACUCGAUCAUGGUGCUCGUAAUUUUCCAGCAAUUUGUGAUAAAAUGUCUCCUUUAAUGUGGGCAGCUGAGAAGAGACGAACAAAUCUUGUAGAUGCUAUUUCUUCUCAUUGUUCAUUAAUUGAACAGAUCGAAGCUAAAGAAUUGCUUGGUAGUGCUUUUGCUUGUGCUGAUCUUGAAGAUCGUGAUUUUGAAGAAGCAUUUCAACAUUUUAUUCAAGCACUUCAUCUAAGAUCAGUUUAUAAUCUUCCAAAAAAAUUAACAACAACUACAAUAGAUUUAUUCAAUCAUAAACAAGAAUGUCAAACAAUUGAUCAAUUAAAUGAAAUUUAUUCAAAUCAUGCACUUAUAAGUAUCGAAGCAUUACUUAUACGUGAACGUUUAUUAGGUCCAAAUAAUGUCGAAUAUCGUUAUUCACUUCGUUAUCAUGGUGCUAUUCUAGCUGAUAAUAAUCAACAUUAUCAAGCAAUGGCAUUUUGGAUGUAUGAACUUGGAUUACGUGAAAAAUAUUCAAUUAAUAUGGAUUCAGAAAAUUUACGUCAUUUUGCUUCAAUGUUUAGUGAAAUGAUAUUUGUCUCAUUAGCUAUACCAAUUGAGAAUUUGCUAACGGUAAUAAAAGUUACAAAUGAAGAAUUAAAACGUAAUACAGUCGAUUUCGAUUUUAAUCUACAUACUUUACUUUUUCUAAUAACAAUUACUAGUCAAUUUCUCACAAAAAUGAAUGUGCCUGUUAUUGAUCGUCGAGAAAUAUAUCGAUAUCUUCGUUCUAUUAAUCAACAUAAAUAUGUGACACAUUUCAAUGGAUCAUCUUUAUUACAUUUGAGUUUGGACAGUAGUACAUUAGUAGACGAUUCUUUUAUUGAACGUACUUGCAAGUAUCCAUGUUUGGUUACAGCUCGUACACUUCUACAAUGUGGUGCUGACGUGAAUGAACCUGAUGCUAUGCGAAAUACACCACUACAUAUAUUUUUAUCUAAUUCGAUUACAUGCGACGAAACUAUAAUCAAACUUCUUUGUGAUGCUGGUGCACAUCUAGAUUAUGUUAAUAUUCGGCGUGAAACAGCCAUCGAUGUAGCACCUGAUGUGGUAGCUAUAAGACAAUUAUUAAAAUCUAAAAUGAAAUCUAGUUUAAAGUGUUUAUGUGCACGAUUAAUACAACAUAACAAUGUACCGUUUCGUAGAAAUAUUCCAAUUUUACUUGUUCGAUUUGUUGAAGAACAUUAA